Molecule: messenger RNA, 1104 nt
Organism: Penicillium pulvis
Lineage: Eukaryota; Fungi; Ascomycota; Eurotiomycetes; Eurotiales; Aspergillaceae
Product: acyl-CoA thioesterase
Exons: 2
Coding region: 1-1104 (367 amino acids)
Biological process (GO): fatty acid catabolic process; acyl-CoA metabolic process
Cellular component (GO): peroxisomal matrix
Molecular function (GO): fatty acyl-CoA hydrolase activity
Source: RefSeq, a predicted model, not a curated record
AUGUCAUCCCAUGAUGCAAACAUUGACCCGAAUGAGAUGCCUUCCCCGCUUUCCUUCGUGGGACUAAUGGCACUGGAGCGACUGGACGAUAAGGAGUCCCACACCAAUCCCAACGAGCUUGAGAAGCUUGAGCAUUUCCGAUCUCUAUCUGCCCCUUAUCCUCCCGGUGAGGGUAACCGAGCCUUUGGGGGGCACGCAUAUGCCCAAUCUGCCUAUGCGGCAUCAAAGACAGUCGAGAAGGGAUUUGUGAUUUAUGAUAUGGCCGGCUCAUUUAUUCUUGGUGGCCGGCUGGAUGUCCCGUACACAUAUACGGUUCGACAUGUACGGGAUGGAUUCAUGUAUUGCACGCGCUCUGUUGAUGCCCGGCAAGACGGCCGAAUUUGCUUUUCAUGCCUUUGCUCAUUUAAGCGUGACGAGGGAGAGAAAACUUUCAGCCACCAACCCCCAGCGGUUCAAGAACGCUUCAAAGAUAUCCUUUCCGCCAAGCGGCCCGAAGACCAAUCUGUCAGCCCUAGCAUUGAUGCAGACUGGUGGAUUAAGGGUCUCCAGCAGGGCGAUAUCACCGAGCGAGAGUUUCCUGGACUCGACGUGCGCAAGACCGAUAUGCAGGGUUUCAAUGAAAGCAAGGAAAUAAAAGCAAGUCCGGAGAAAUAUCGCCAAUUGUCACAGUACCGCCUUAAGGGAUCACCGGAUGCAGAUCCCACCGCAACACUUGCACAGAUCAAGGAGAGAGAGGAAGCUGGAGAAUAUGACAAUCUUUAUAUUUGUGCACACAUGUACUCCAGUGACAGGAACUCUCUCCUGCUGAUCCCACGUGCUUUGAGUCUUGAACGUUGGACGGCCAUGUCCAGUCUCACUUUGAUGGUGGUUAUCCAUCGUCAUGGCGAAGCAUUACGAAUGAUUGAUUGGGAUUCAGUUUCCAAGAGUGGUGAUUCGGAAAUAAUCAUGAAGUGGUUUAUUCAGGAAGGGUGGACACCUCAAUCGGCGGAGAACAGAGCCGUGCACGAAAGCAACUUAUGGGGUCCAGAUGGCACAUUAAUUGGGACUUCGAUGCAGGAUAGCAUGCUUCGACUGCAGAGCCCUCGGCGCAAGGGUAAAUUAUGA